Opisthocomus hoazin is the source of this 2160-nucleotide messenger RNA. Lineage: Eukaryota; Metazoa; Chordata; Aves; Opisthocomiformes; Opisthocomidae. The record is from RefSeq and is a predicted model, not a curated record.
AUGGGUUUGCGUGGCAGCCAUGGCAGCUCGGAGGGGCCACGGUUCCCCAGCAUCCCUGCUGGGAAGGAGCCUUCGCUGGGGAACGAGCUGCAGUGCCUGCGGGGAGGUGUCAGCCCUGAGGGCAGGCAGAGCCUGCUGCUGCUGGAGAGGAGCUGUCUGGACACAGGAUACCCUCAGCCUGUAGGUUCAGACCUUAUAGUACUCGAAGCCUUUCCUGCAGAUCAGCUGGAGGAUGGGAAAGGCUUGAAUGUGGCAUUUAUGCUGUCUCUAAAGAGAGUCUGGCAGUUCACGGGCUUGAAAAUAAAAUUUGAAUUUUUCUUUUUAUUUAAGGCUUGCAACAAAGAAGACGACUCGCUGCUCCACAAACCUCUUGCUCUGGGUCACGGUGCUCUCUGCGAGCACGCCGAGUCAAGUGAAAAGCUGAUUGAAGGGCAGGUCAUUGAACUUGAAGAUGGGACCACAGCUUACAUCCAUCAGGUGACAGUUCAGAAAGAAUCUGUGGCUUUUGAAGACGGUCAGCCAGUAGUGUUGGAAGAUGGCAGUAUGGCCUACGUACACAACACAGCUAAAGGAAGUUAUGACCCCGGCACCUUUGAGGCCAUCCAGCUGGAAGAUGGCUCCACUGCUUACAUACAUCGUCCUGUCAUCGUGCCGCCUGGCAGCACCAUCCUGGAAGUGCAGGCAGAAACUGGGCUAGAGGCGUUGGCUGGAGAGGAGGAAGAUGAUGCCCUUGAUGUCGAGACUGUUCAUGCGUUAGAGCAGUACACGAGCAAGGUGUCUGACGAGGAAGAGGAGGGAGUGACAGACACCUGCCAUACGAGGAGCGAGGACUCCAGCGACAUCCCUUCCCAGGAUUUGCAGGAGGAGGAAGUGCACAGCAACGAGAAGGGGCAGCAGGUCAGCAGCAGAGCUUUCCGUUGUGGGUACGAAGGCUGUGGCCGCCUCUAUACCACCGCCCACCAUCUAAAGGUACACGAACGCGCUCACACAGGUGACCGGCCAUACACGUGCGACUUCCCAAGCUGUGGGAAAGCAUUUGCUACAGGGUACGGGCUGAAGAGCCAUGUGAGAACGCAUACCGGUGAGAAGCCAUACAAGUGUCCAGAAGACAUGUGCAGCAAAGCCUUCAAAACCUCGGGGGACCUGCAGAAACACAUCCGGACGCACACAGGUGAGCGUCCCUUCAAGUGCCCCUUCGUGGGCUGUGGCCGCUCUUUUACCACGUCCAACAUCCGCAAGGUUCACAUCCGAACGCACACCGGCGAGAGGCCGUACAUGUGUCCGGAGCCCAGCUGCGGAAGGGGCUUCACCAGUGCCACCAAUUACAAGAACCACAUGAGAAUCCACACAGGUAAGAGGCCGUACCUAUGCCCUGUGCGGGGCUGUGGCAAGCGCUUCACGGUGUCCCCCAGCCUCUACAAGCACCAUGUGGUCCACACGCACUGCAAGCCCUACACCUGCAGUAGCUGUGGGAAGACCUACCGCCAGACCUCCACGCUGGCCAUGCACAAGCGCAGCAGCCACGGCGAGCUGGAGGCCACGGAGGAGAGCGAACAGGCCCUCUACGAACAGCAGCAGCUGGAGGCUGCUGCUGCCGACAGAGGCUCCCCCCUGAAGAGCCAGCAUAUCGCUUUCCUGUCAGAGAUGGAGGAAGAUGAAGAGGAAGAGGAAGAUGAUGAUGGUAUGCCUAUGCAGGUCUCGCUUAUCUCUCAGGAUGGGACGGAGCAGGUCCCUUUGUCACAGGAAGACCUGCAGGCCCUGGGCAGUGCCAUCGGCAUGGUGACCGAGAGCGGUGCCCUGGCUGUGCCUGAGGAGGAGCUGGUGGGUGGUGACACCGUGACUGUGGCCAACACCGACGGCACUGAGACGCAGCCGGUGACCGUAGUUCCUUCUGGGGCAGUCACGUCCGAGGAAUCAAUGCCUCCUGCGCCCCUCGGAGCUGGGGAGGGAGACCUGGGCUGGCUGCCUCGGCCGCGUGCCCCUGCCCGGCUCUCUGCGGGCAAAGCCAGCGCCGAGGGCACCGUGGGAUCGCUGAAGACCGCCGAGUCCAGCUGCAAACCGAACGCCGGCGCGGGCUCGCAGCCGUCGGCCGCGUUGUUCUUUGGAUCCACCCGAGGAGUUUGCGGGGAAGAGGUUUCUGUGGGUGAGGAAUGGGCAUAA